This is a messenger RNA of Onychostoma macrolepis, 2052 nucleotides long. It is a transcript of the gene dnttip1, whose product is annotated as deoxynucleotidyltransferase terminal-interacting protein 1. Gene Ontology annotation, molecular function: nucleosome binding; DNA binding. Gene Ontology annotation, cellular component: nucleus. The coding region runs from base 307 to 1239 and encodes 310 amino acids. The record is from RefSeq and is a predicted model, not a curated record. NCBI's taxonomy places the organism in Eukaryota, Metazoa, Chordata, Actinopteri, Cypriniformes, Cyprinidae. The transcript has 13 exons.
UUUACGUCACUGCAUUAUUGAGCUUGAGGAAGCGACUGACAAUCCAUCGCGCUCUCGAACUUUGACAAACAGUGUUUUCCUUUCUGAUUACUUCAUUGUUUCGAAACGCGUGCCGUUAAACCGGUUAUUCUCAAUGCGUAUCUGUAUGCAAGUUUAAAGGGUCUGAAUUAGCUCGCCAGCUAUCUGACUGCAUUGAGUUGCUGUCAGGUCGCAGCGGUGAAGUGCACACUUAUCGAUCAGCAUCAAGAAACCCCUGGAGCCUUUCUAUCGAUCUUCAUUGAUCCGCUGAGGAUAUAUUGAUUGUGAAUGAUGGGGGCUCAGAGGAGUGAGGGACGCAGAGACUGGCAGGAUUUCACCGAGCAGCAGGUCCAGACAGUGAAUCCCUGGAACAUCAUGAUCAAACACAGACAGGUGCAUCGCAGAGGACGGCGCUCACAGAUGGCGGUUAGUUAUACAGACCCUGUCAUUUCCAUGGAUCUUCUGCGGACCGUUCUGCAGCCCAGCUUCAAUGAAGACAUCCGUGCUGUGUUCAGAAAAUACAUGAAGUUUUUUGAGAAGGCGGCCAGUAAUGUGAAAGAAAAUGUCGGAGGAGACAUCCAGCCUGACCAGCUUAUCAGAGACGCUUGCAGAAACUGCCUGGAACAUGCAAAGCAGCUUUUUCCUGAUACAGAGAAAACGGCUCUGAAACCCAGUGUUGACCCAACAGUGAAGCGUGCACGGCAGCCAGACGACACCUCUGGCCAGAGAGACAGUCCCAUCCCUAAAAAGAGGAAAGGUCGCCCUCCAGGUAAUGUACAGUAUGACAGACCGGCCCAGUACAGCACUGCAGCAAAACCCAAAACGUCCGAGCCAAUAAAGCGAGAAGGACCUAAGUGGGACCCAUCCAGACUGACUGAGAACAGCACAUUCGUUCUAGGAUCCAGGGCAAAUAAGGCUUUGGGAAUGGGCGGUACAAGAGGAAGAAUCUACAUCAAACAUGCAGAGCUCUUCAAGUACGCCGCAGAUGCUCAGGACAAACACUGGCUUUCAGAAAGACAGCACAUGAGAGCCACUGGUGGAAAAAUGGCCUAUCUGCUAAUAGAAGAGGAUAUCCUUGAUCUUGCCCGAAGUGAAGACUACAAGGAUUGUCCAGACUUGAAGAUGGAUGAAUUGAAACCAUUUCUAGUGCCAAUAUGGAUGGUGGAGAAGAUGCAGAAGGCAAUGGAUGCGCAGAAAACAGAAAAUGAUCUUGCUAUGUAGUGCCAGCCUCGCCAGGCAAGUCGUUGGACCACGGACACUCUUGAGUGUUACCAAUUUAACAUAACUGUACAUUUUUGUUGUUUAUUUUGUUUUUGAGAUGUUCAUAAUAGACCCAGGCAUUAUGAUCAAGUUGCCCAGAAAUUGUUGUGUUGGGGUUUACUUGGCAAGUCAAAAUUCCACAUUUCAUUUCACAUGCUAUUGUCUAAACUGGUCUGGAACUGAUUGUUGUGUGGAACUGACAAAUGUGUGCUUUUUUCAUGACUUUGAUAUUCAAGUCUUUUAAAUACAAAUGAGGCACAUAUAGAGCCUUAAUGAAUUUUCUUUUUUUUUUUAAAUACUGUGGUUAAUGGUCAUUUUGUAUGUUUGUGUUUCCCAUGAUUUUAUGCCCUAUUUUUUUUAAACAAAUUAAUUUUAUGAAUUGUCAUAUCUGCUUUAAAAUGGAUAUUCAUUUAUUUUCAUUUCCGAAUUAUUUCUCUCUUUUUAAAUAUAUUGCAUUGUUCUUUAAAAAAACAAAACAAAACAAAAAAUAAGGAAGCUACUUCCUUUUGCAGCAGAACUAUGAGCCGAAUGUUUAUAUUAUCUUUUGUAACUUAAAUGUUUUUUGUUUUUUUUUAAAUGAAAUGGAAAAAGUUUUAAUUGACUUGAUUUUAUAGCUUAUUAAAAAGUGUGUGUGUGUGUGGGGAGGGGUGUAAGUAUUUAAAUUAUUUUCUAAAUGAAUUUCAUACCUGUUACACUCACCUAAUGUCUGUUAUAACUGAAAAUAUAGAACAGUUUAUUAAUGUAUGCAAAUAUAUUUACCAAUAAACAGUUUUG